Molecule: messenger RNA, 4802 nt
Organism: Cinara cedri
Lineage: Eukaryota; Metazoa; Arthropoda; Insecta; Hemiptera; Aphididae
Source: the annotation of a GenBank genome assembly
CGGGGGCGAGUCGCCAACGCCACAAAACCGACAAAACCAGCGUCGCAGCCAUUUUAUUUCACUGUAGCCUUCGAGACGGUUGUCGUGUCUGUACACUUCUCACACAGCACUUCACUACUCACUCAGCUCGUACGCACACAGUUUUUAAUUUUUUCAUUUUAAUACUCAUUCAUUCCGUCGCACAACUAUGAGGGAGAUCGUGCAUAUUCAAGCCGGACAGUGCGGUAACCAGAUCGGAGCCAAGGUAAAUAUAUUAUUUAUUUUUACGUGUUUGGCACGACGUUUCGCAGCCAAACAAUGGCGGAUACACGGAUAAAUGCUAUUUAGGGGUACCUGUUCACUACUUUUUGCGUAGCGUUUCCUUCUCAUCCGACUAAUAUUACUGUAGUCUGAAGACGGUUCGUACGAUCCAAUCCUAUCACUGGCAACUCUACUGGAUUUUUUUGGGGGGUUCCCGACUUGUUUUUCUUUUCAAAUUGCUUGACGAAAAACUGUUGGGAAGCCGGCUGUCGUGACUCUUGUUCCCCGCACUACCACCACAACCACCACCAACGCCGCCGCCGCUAAUGUGUUUCGCCGCCAAAACGACGCGUAAACAAAGGGAACGUUCCCGUGAGAAAAUAACUCAUUCUUAUGGCGUGGCAUUCUUGCUCCUAUUGUUUCACCAGUUAUUUUUGUUUUGUAUUAGAAGACUUGUCGUAUUUUUUCUAAAUACAUAUUAUGUGAUUAUUAUGCGUAUGUGAAUGUUUUUCGGUCGGUGUACUCGGUGGUAGGUAAUAACAUUUUGUAAAUAUAUUUCUGGUAAUAAUAUUUAUGAUGACGGCUUGCCAUUACUCCGAGCGUAAACAUAUUAACGUUACUGAAUUAAUUAACUUUGUAGCCGUAUAACUAUUAAAUUUUUUGUUUUAUGCUUCGCUGAUUUUUUUCCCGUGUUAUUUAAAUCUUGCAUUCAAAGCAACGGGGUUAAACCUUAUACCUACCUACAAGAUAUCGUAAAUUAAAAAUUAAAAAUAUUUAAAAUCUACAUCUUAUUAUAUUUUUCCGAUUAAAUUGUGUUUGUUUUGUUGGUUUUUUUCUCUACGCAUGAUUGAUCAACCGCAACAUAAUUUGUAUGUACCUACUAUCUGCGUAGUUAUUUGAUUUGGAAGGUCUAAUUGAAUUUAAGACGCAAUUCUUUGGUGUUGUAUGAAUAACGUAGAUUGUCGAUAGAAAUUUAUUUAAAACUAGAAUUUUAUGAAUUUUUUUUAGUUAUAAAUCACUAAUAAUUGGUUAUUAUGUUUAUUAUAAUUCUCUUCAAAUUAAGGUUCCAAUUAAAUAAAAUAACCUAACAGAUAUUUUUAAAAUCUUUAUGAAAAUAGAGGCAGGUAUUCACUAUGAAUGUAAUUAAUUGAGUAUACAUAAAUUAACUCAAUUUGGCCUUCAUAGUUUUGAUAAUUAAAUUACUCUAGGACUGAGGUCGGGAACCUUUUUAUAGAAACAGGCCAUUUUUUAAAAAAAAUUGCAAAAUAUAAUUUUCAAAGAGCUAUAGUGGUUAAGAUAGAAAAAAAAGAUUAAAACAUUUUACUAAACAAUUUUAUUGAGAAUUAGUAGGCAUUAAAAAUAAUAAUACCUCUUAAAUUUAGAAAAACUAUUUCAUUAAUACAUUAUUAUUAAUGUAGUUUAUUCAAACCUGGAGAUUGCAUUGUAAGGAGCUGACGGUUUCUGACCCCUGCUUUAUGAAGUGCUAUAUAAUCAAUAUUUAUAAGAAAUCUGUUAGGGAAACUAUUAAAACAUUUUGCAAUUAUUUUUUUCUUAUUUAUUUAAUUAAUUUAAAUUUUAUAUAUAUAAAAACUAAAUUUUAAUUAUUGAACUUUAAUUUUCAGUUCUGGGAAAUCAUCUCUGAUGAACAUGGCAUUGACCCAACUGGAGCCUACCACGGAGACUCUGAUCUUCAAUUAGAGCGUAUUAAUGUAUACUACAAUGAAGCAUCAGGUAAUGUUUGUUAAAAAAAUAAUUGUUAUCUUUGUUAAACAAGUUUGAAGUAUGUAUUUAUUUAUUAUUUGUUUAUAGGAGGAAAGUAUGUACCCCGUGCAAUCCUUGUGGAUUUGGAACCGGGUACCAUGGACUCUGUCCGAUCUGGACCCUUUGGACAGAUCUUCAGACCAGAUAACUUUGUCUUUGGACAGUCUGGUGCUGGAAACAACUGGGCCAAAGGUCAUUACACAGAAGGUGCAGAGCUAGUUGACUCAGUAUUAGAUGUUGUCAGGUAACUAUUAUUACUUGCGAAAUUGAUUUUAUUAAAAACUACAAUGUUUUAUCUAUAAAUAUACCAAAUUUCUAUUUUUCAAAGUUGUUUGACCACACUUAGUUAUUCUAAAAUUAGGAUUGACUAGAAUAAAAGAUUUUUGGUCACUCGUAAUUUGGGUGAUAAAGUCACAUUAAUCCCUUAUUUGGGACCAGCCACCCUUUUCUUAAAAAACUGCUCGGGUUCAGUAUGUCGUUUUAAUGAAAUGAACGUUUCUCAUCUUUUAUUUAAUUUUUUUUUUUAAUAAUUAUACAAGGUGUUAUUAUUUAUUGUUAUCCAAAUGUAACUAAUAUUAACUUUUUCAAUAUUUUUUUUUCUAUUAAAUUUUGUGUAAGGGUACAUUUUUACAAAUGUAAAAAAGAAUUAAAUUAUUAUUUUUAUCACUGUAAAAUAAAACAGAAAUUGAAUACAUCAUACAUUCAUAUCUUAUCAAUAGUUUCUUGGUAUUGUCGUUUUAGUUUUUAACAAUUACCUACGUAACAUUGUAGUCUCAUUAUUUACACAUUUCUUAGAAAUUAAAAAUUGCUUUACUAAGAAACUAUUAUGAUUGGGUAUGAAUUUAUGAUGCAUUAUAAUUUUUAGUAUAAUACAUCUUACAAAUACGCUGUUUUGAAAAUUGUUUAAAAUAGAAAAUAUGAAGUUUUUUCAGUGAUUAAGGUAUGAAAAUACAAAUUUAAUUUUUCUCUACUAUUAUGUUCCUCUGAUAUAAUGCCCGAAUAAUAAUUAAUAUUGAGUUAUUAGCAUUCAGAUAACACUGUAGGACCUCCUGUAUAAUAAAUCCACGCUUAAAUAAUUAAUAUGGCCUUAAAUUAUAAUUGUUGAGGUAAAGAAAUUUGUUAAUAUUUGAACAAUUUUUAAUUGUUUAAAUAUUUUUCUACUUUAACAAGUUUCUAAUAACAAUAUAUUUUUAGGAAAGAGGCUGAAAGCUGUGAUUGCCUUCAAGGUUUCCAAUUGACACAUUCAUUGGGUGGUGGUACUGGUUCCGGUAUGGGAACCUUAUUGAUCUCCAAAAUCCGUGAAGAAUAUCCAGACAGGAUUAUGAACACCUAUUCUGUUGUGCCCUCCCCCAAAGUAUCAGACACUGUUGUAGAACCAUACAAUGCCACCCUUUCAGUUCACCAACUGGUUGAAAAUACAGAUGAAACCUACUGUAUUGACAAUGAAGCUUUAUAUGACAUUUGCUUCCGUACCUUAAAACUCACAACCCCGACAUAUGGUGACUUAAACCACUUGGUCUCGUUGACCAUGUCUGGAGUAACCACUUGUCUCAGAUUCCCUGGUCAGUUGAAUGCUGAUCUCCGUAAACUCGCUGUCAACAUGGUUCCUUUCCCCAGGUUACAUUUCUUCAUGCCUGGAUUCGCUCCUCUUACUUCUCGUGGUAGUCAACAAUACAGAGCUCUGACUGUACCUGAACUUACCCAACAAAUGUUUGAUGCUAAAAAUAUGAUGGCCGCAUGUGACCCACGACAUGGACGUUAUUUAACAGUAGCAGCCGUGUUCCGAGGCCGUAUGUCCAUGAAAGAAGUUGACGAACAAAUGUUAAACAUUCAAAAUAAGAACUCCAGCUACUUCGUUGAAUGGAUUCCUAACAAUGUUAAGACUGCAGUGUGUGAUAUUCCACCAAGAGGUUUGAAAAUGUCUGCCACAUUUAUUGGAAACUCUACAGCCAUUCAAGAGUUGUUCAAGAGGAUUUCAGAACAAUUCACUGCUAUGUUCAGACGUAAGGCUUUCUUACAUUGGUACACUGGUGAAGGUAUGGAUGAAAUGGAAUUCACUGAAGCUGAAUCUAACAUGAAUGAUCUUGUAUCCGAAUACCAACAAUACCAAGAAGCCACUGCUGACGAGGAAGCUGAAUUUGAUGAAGAACAAGAACAAGAAGUUGAUGAGAACUAGAAUUGUUUAAAAUUAAAUUUUUGUUAAUUUUUAUUUAAAUGAAAAUUCUGUAUAUUAAUCCAUCAAUUUUUUUUAUUUAUACUUAAUGCUUUUUCAUUCCAUGAUUGAUACAUUUCCCCUCAUACUAAAAAAACACUGCUUUUUUUAUUUUGAAUUAUAAUAAUGAACAAUAUAGCUUUACGAGAUUAAACUAUUUGAAAUUAUUUUUCAAGCACAUGAAAUUCUAUUUGUAUUUAUUAUAAGUCCUUUCAAUGAUAUUUUAUUAAGCUAUAGUCUUUGUUUGACUAGGAAUUGAUCUUGAUUCAUUAUUUUAUAUGUAAUGCAUAUUAUAAUGCUUCUUGACUUGAAAUACACUUCAUAUUUAUUUAACAAAUACUGGUAAUGAUUAUUCAUUUUUAUAAAUAUUGAUAGUUGUGAUUCAUUUGCUACAAUUUGAUCAUAUUUUUAGGUGUAUCUUGGUUUUAAAAAUAUUAACUAUUAAAUAUUAUUAGAUAAGGAAUUGCAAUAUGAUUUGUAUUAAAAAUCUGAGUUAACUCUUAAUCAUUUCAUUAAAGAAUUUGAUUGCCUUACUAAUUUGGUCGGCAAAAUAAAAUAAUGUAUAGUUUUUACUUAUUAAAAUGUUUCA